This is a messenger RNA of Cladophialophora immunda, 1055 nucleotides long. RefSeq names its product L-lactate dehydrogenase. Gene Ontology annotation, biological process: carboxylic acid metabolic process. Lineage: Eukaryota; Fungi; Ascomycota; Eurotiomycetes; Chaetothyriales; Herpotrichiellaceae. The transcript is spliced from 2 exons. Gene Ontology annotation, cellular component: cytoplasm. The record is from RefSeq and is a predicted model, not a curated record. Bases 63 to 1055 code for a protein of 330 amino acids. Gene Ontology annotation, molecular function: L-lactate dehydrogenase (NAD+) activity.
UGAUUGUUGGUCUCAUCAGGCAACAUCUGUCCACAACCAUUUAGUUACGCGAUAUAAUAACGAUGGCAUUUCUUAAGGGAGAAGUUAGCAGGAGCGGGUUCUCAAUUCGUCAUCUUAAGCCUGUCAAGGUCGCUGUUAUUGGUGUUGGUAACGUCGGCUCGGCUACGGCCUAUGGACUCCUCUUAAGUGGACUGGCCGCCGAGAUCGUGUUGGUCGACUUAAAUAAGAAGAAAGCAGAGGGGGAGGCAAUGGAUUUGAGUCACGCAGUACCAUUCUCUCGCCAAACUCAUAUUCGUUGUGGACAAUAUGCCGACUGUGCAGAUGCGUCCAUCGUCAUCAUCACCGCCGGCCUCAACCAGAAACCUGGCCAGACACGAAUGGACCUUGUGAAAUCAAAUGUUGCUAUUUUCCAGGAAUUGGUACCACAAAUCGCACAUUAUGCCCCUGAAACUAUCUUGUUAGUGGCCACUAAUCCUGUGGAUGUGCUCACGUAUACCACAUGGAAACUGUCGGGUUUCCCUAUUCAUCGUGUCAUCGGUUCCGGAACAACACUAGACACUGCACGGUUUCGUUUCGAGCUUGGGCAAUACUACAACAUAGACCCGCAGAGUGUUCACGCCGAUAUCAUCGGCGAGCAUGGGGACACCGAGCUGCCAGUGUGGUCUCUUGCCAGUAUUUCCGGGAUGCCCUUGAAGGACUUCUGUCAACAAUCUUCCCUUAAAUAUGACAAUGAUGGUAUGCAACAAUGUUUCCUUGCCACAAAGAAUGCCGCCUACGACAUCAUACAGCGGAAGGGUUGGACAGACAAAGGCAUUGCCACGUGCCUCGUUCGGAUUGUCGAGACAAUCUUGAGAGACGAAGAUACCCUCCUCACGGUCUCAACAGUUAGAAGUUACCCUGGCGUCGGACAUACGGCCUUUAGUGUACCGUCGAAGGUCACUCGGGAUGGCGCAUUCCAGACGUUUGAGCUACGUCUCGAUGCAGAGGAAGAGGAACAGUUGAAAAAAUCUGCUGAAAGUAUAAGUUCAGUGAUUAGUUCCCUCGACCUACCAUAA